AUGUUGGUUCGUGCGCUGCGGAAACCCUUCUCUGUGGAGACGACGUUAGCGUCAGCAGAGAUCUUUGUGAAAGGAGAACGAUCGGACCAGCACCAGUGCACACUGGCGGGGCGAGUCUCGAGAGUCUUGAACAGCGUUUGGCGAAGUGGCCGAAGCCGCCUCCGGACCGUUGCUCGCGGGGUGUGUGAUGACAGCAGGCUGGUCGUGAGUCGACGGCAGCGCCGACUGUUGCGACGAAUGACUGUCUAUGUCCAUGACAUGAGCGUUGCUGCGAUCGGAAUCGUCAAUGGUGCUCGACACUUUCGCACGCAGGCAGCAGAUCAAACAAUCAGAAACCUCGUCAGCGUCACCGUCAUCGUCGUCACCACCACCACCACAUUCUUUGAUGUCAACUGCUCCCACGUACAACCAGCAAUCAGAGCAGAAAUGGACUCCUCACGCCUUCCACCGGAAACGCCGCGAAGGCAACUCCUCAAACGCAUUCACAGGAGGAGCUCCGUUCUGCCUUCAAUGGAACCCGCCUCGCACCUGACAGCACCCUCGUCCUCGUCAACCGCACGCUCCACAUCUCGACGAGCAUCGCUCAAUCCAGACAAUGCUUCUCCUCUGCUGGGCAACUCUGUGCUCGAAAAGCACGACGAAGCCGACGAAGACUACGAUCAGGCCAACGAUGCAAGGGAUCAAUCUGGUGCUGGAUCAGCACAGACGAGCACCCACCACCAGGCCUUGGCCGAGCAGCACGAGUCAGCGUACUACGAACAGGACGAGCAGGACUUCCAAGGCGAUGAGAAUGGGGAAGAGGCUGCUUGGGCUGAGGUAGACGAGUUGAUGGACACGCUCCAGCUCAGGAACCAGCGCAUCCUCGAGCUUGAAAAGACCGUCUCACAGCUUCAGCGCGACGUCCAAGUGGAGAAGGACCGUUUCAAAUCAUCCAAGGGCAAGACUGGCCCCACCAACGGCGAAGACAAGGGUCUGACCAGGGCGGCUGCCGUCAAGCUCGAGCGCGAGUUCCUUUCGCAAGAAAUGAUCCUCAAAGGACUGCAGCGCGACAACGAGGACAAGACGCUGGAGGUGGAAGCUCUGCGACGCAAAGUCAAGAUCAUGUCCGACUUUCUCGCGCGCCAAUAUGGUCCCGAUGAUUGGGAAGCUGUCGUAUCUGCAACCUCAGGUCUUGCCACCUCAUCGACAGGUGCCAAAGAGUCCUUAUCAACCGCCAGUCCAGAGAAGGAGAGCCUCAGCGCAGUGGCUCGUGUGCUGAAUGCCGCCAACGCAGGCAGUCCCCGCGCAGUCAACAGACCCAAGUUUACUUCGGUGCUGGGGAGCGAUGCCAACAUGAACCCAUUCUCACCCGCUGCUUCGAGUCCUACCAAGGGGCUUGGUGUCACCAACAACGAGGACAUGGUCAUUCCUACCAUCGCCAGACUCCAGACGCCAUCAUCGAGCCCGAGCAAGCUGUUUGUCUCGUCCUUUGCUGGCCCAAGCACGGAUGCAGACGCUUCCGUCGACCAAGUCGCAGCCGUUCUGGCCGAAGAUGCCGAUUCCACGUCAGUUCCAGCGCCUGUAAACGAUGCGUGGAGUUCCAGAUCAGAGGCAAAGAGAGUCGAAAUGCCGGCAGGCGUGGAUGCCAACGUGCUGCUUGCGUCGAUCGAAAGCGUGCGUCUACUCAUCCAAGGCUUCGAAAGGAAGAACGCAAUGCGCAGGGCGGAGCUAGAGUCGACCAUCGACAAGGCCAUCGAAGCCGAGCGCAGAGCCGAAAGGCUUCAAGCACAUGCCUCGGCUGUCCCUGCUGUGAUGCCUUCGUUCGAGGCUACUUCGAUAGCCGCUUCUUGA
This is a messenger RNA of Pseudozyma hubeiensis SY62, 1830 nucleotides long. RefSeq lists its product as hypothetical. The record is from RefSeq and is a predicted model, not a curated record. The transcript is spliced from 3 exons. Lineage: Eukaryota; Fungi; Basidiomycota; Ustilaginomycetes; Ustilaginales; Ustilaginaceae. The coding region runs from base 1 to 1830 and encodes 609 amino acids.